AUGAGCAAUAUUAUUGUCCCACUGCCUUCGAACCUGGUGACCGACACAGCGGAUCCAGAUUGGAUGAGCAAAGGCGACAACGCAUGGCAGAUGACGGCGGCGACACUGGUGGGACUGCAAAGCGUGCCGGGUCUGAUCAUUCUGUACGGGGGAGCCGUGAAGAAGAAAUGGGCUAUAAACUCAGCGUUCAUGGCUCUAUACGCGUUCGCUUGCGUGUUGGUUUGCUGGGUGGGGUGGGGUUACCGGCUGUCGUUCGGUGACAAACUGACGCCGUUUUGGGGGAAACUGAAUGUGGCUUUGGAACAGCAGUAUCUUCUUGAACAAGGGUUCGCCGGGAAGUUUCCUGCGGCCACAAUGGUGUUUUUCCAGUUCGUAUUUGCGGCGAUCACGUUGGUUUUGAUUGCGGGAGCUUUGCUUGGGCGUAUGAAUUUUUACGCUUGGAUGCUGUUUGUGCCGCUUUGGUUAACGUUUUCUUAUACGUUUGUGGCGUUCAGUAUUUGGAGUCCUCAAGGGUUUUUUAAUAAAAUGGGACUCAUUGAUUACUCUGGUGGCUAUGUCAUUCAUUUGUCCUCUGGUGUUGCGGGCUUCACCGCUGCAUAUUGGGUUGGGCCACGGCUAUCGAAGGACAGAGAAAGCUUUCCCCCGAACAACAUUCUUCUGAUGCUGGCCGGAGCAGGGCUGCUAUGGAUGGGUUGGACGGGGUUCAACGGCGGUGACCCGUACGCCGCCAACAUCGACGCCUCACUGGCGGUUCUGAACACCCACGUUUGCACCGCCACCAGCCUCCUUACUUGGCUCAUCUUCGACAUCAUCUUCUUCAGAAAGCCCUCCGUCAUCGGCGCCGUCCAAGGCAUGAUUACCGGCCUCGUUUGCAUCACCCCCGCCGCAGGAGUUGUUCAAGGAUGGGCCGCGAUUAUAAUGGGAGUGCUAUCAGGUUCAAUCCCAUGGUUCACAAUGAUGGUAGUUCAUAAAAAAUCCGCCAUUCUCCAAAAGGUAGACGACACAAUGGCCGUUCUUCACACCCAUGCCAUCGCCGGCAGCCUCGGCGGCAUUUUAAGCGGCCUCUUCGCCGAGCCACGCCUCAACUUAAUCUUCUACGGCAACUACAAUAAAUACAUCGGCCUUUUCUACGGCUUCAACACCAAACAGGUCAAACUCGGCUUCCGACAACUCGGUGUCCAACUCCUCGGAAUCAUCUUCGUCACCCUCAUCAACAUCAUCGUCACGAGCCUUAUUUGUGUCCUCCUCCAGUACAUCGUCCCACUCCGAAUGUCCGAGGAGGACAUGGCUAUCGGCGACGAGGCUGCCCACGGCGAAGAGGCCUACGCCAUUUGGGGUCAGGGCGAGAAGAUGGAUUCUUCUAAGUAUGAUAUGGAAGUUCCGGUUGCAACCAAACAUAGGCAGGCUGGCCAAGUCGAAAUGGCCUGA
Benincasa hispida (wax gourd) is the source of this 1428-nucleotide messenger RNA. Its product is annotated as ammonium transporter 2 member 5-like. Gene Ontology annotation, biological process: ammonium transmembrane transport. Gene Ontology annotation, molecular function: ammonium channel activity. Gene Ontology annotation, cellular component: plasma membrane. The record is from RefSeq and is a predicted model, not a curated record. NCBI's taxonomy places the organism in Eukaryota, Viridiplantae, Streptophyta, Magnoliopsida, Cucurbitales, Cucurbitaceae.